This is a messenger RNA of Haliotis rufescens (red abalone), 1454 nucleotides long. RefSeq names its product sialin-like. The transcript is spliced from 9 exons. Lineage: Eukaryota; Metazoa; Mollusca; Gastropoda; Lepetellida; Haliotidae. Gene Ontology annotation, molecular function: transmembrane transporter activity. Gene Ontology annotation, biological process: transmembrane transport; monoatomic anion transport. The coding region runs from base 44 to 1273 and encodes 409 amino acids. The record is from RefSeq and is a predicted model, not a curated record.
AGAGUUCGACUGGGACAAGCCCACCAGGUCUCGUGUUCUCGCCAUGUACUUUUAUGGCUACAUUUUCACUCAAAUACCCGGAGGGUGGUUAGCAGGACGAUACGGGGCUCGCCGGGUGUGGGGACUUGGGAUGUUUGUGAACGGACUUGGGACCAUUCUCACCCCUGUCAGUGCACGUCUGAAUGUGUAUGUUUUGUAUGCAGUGAGAUUCACCACAGGGUUUGCAGCGGGGGUGUCUUUUCCCGCUACACAUUCACUAUGGGGGAGAUGGGCACCACCCCUCGAGAGAAGCAAACUCAUGUCGGUUUGCUAUGCAGGAUCUCACGUGGGAACUGUCAUCGCAUUUGCACUGUCUGGGUACCUCUGUUCCAAAGGGUUUGACAACGGCUGGGGCUCCAUAUUCUACGUGUUCGGUGCUGGGAACUUGGUGUGGGUUGGUCUGUGGAUGCUGGUGUCAGCUGACAAUCCCCGCAAACAUAAAUUCAUAUCUAAGGAGGAGAUCGCAUACAUCGAGAAGAAGAUAGGCCUCAAGACUAACAUAAUGACUCGAUCUACCCCCUGGUUGGCUAUGGCCAAGUCUGGACCUCUCUGGGCCAUCAUUCUGGCUCAUAUGUGCAACAACUGGACCAAUUAUACACUUAUCACUGUCCUCCCUACUUUCAUGAAGGAAGUUCUCAAGUUCGACAUCCGCCAGAAUGGGGCUCUAUCCUCCCUACCCUAUCUCUGUCACUCGGUGUUGGCAGUUCUGGCUGGUCAACUCGCUGACUUCGUGAGAGCCAGAACCAGACUCGGUACCACGAAGGUCAGGAAGAUCUGGCAAAACGCAGCGUUUCUCUCGGUUGCUGUCUUCCUUGUGGCAACAAGCUUUGUAAAUUGCGAGAACAGGAUGGUCGCAGUCGUCUUCCUGUGUGCCGCCGUGGGGUGUAUGGGAAUCGUCAAGGGAGCAUACAUGGUUAACCACGUCGACAUUGCCCCCAAUUAUUCUGGAGUAUUAUUUGGAAUUACCAAUACAGUUGCUACUGUACCGGGGAUGAUAGCCCCUCUAGUAGCUGGGGCUCUCACGCCUAACAAAACUGCAGAGGAAUGGCGCCUUGUGCUGUACAUAUGUGCGGGGUUUCUGGUAGCAGGUGCGCUCAUCUUCACCUUUCUUGCCAGCGGUGAGACACAGCCUUGGAACGAUCAUGACGAUAUAGAGCUUGACGUAAUAAAAGACGAGAAAUCACAUAAAUAUAGCGCCGUGGACAACACUAAGGGAACAGGAGGGGAACACUAGGUACGCCGUCAAAGAAGUUACCAGUACAUUUUGGACAAGGGUGUCAAUGUGAUUGAAGCUCUGUGAAAUAAAUCAUGGCUAAGAGAUAUUGCAGUCAAAACGAAAAAUGUCUCCAUGUGAUCGAGGUUAUUAACUUGAAUAAAUCGAAACAACAAUAUUUGUUAUUCAGAAUAUUUAUUAA